Molecule: messenger RNA, 1002 nt
Organism: Eremothecium cymbalariae DBVPG#7215
Lineage: Eukaryota; Fungi; Ascomycota; Saccharomycetes; Saccharomycetales; Saccharomycetaceae
Gene: SLD7
Product: Sld7p
Exons: 1
Coding region: 1-1002 (333 amino acids)
Source: RefSeq, a predicted model, not a curated record
AUGACGAGUACUUGGGGCAAAUGGGCGGUGCUGGAGAUUGCUGUUGGACAGGGGGUUACAGUGCGGGACGUACAGCUAUGGCGAGAGUCUGCUGUUACAGAGGACAGCGACACGAGUGGUACCAUGGGCGGAGUUGAGAUAGGGUUAAUUGCAGGCAGGUUUAUAGGCAGCAUUAAUGUAGAGAAACUGCCAGUGUGGGUGAAUAAGACGGGAACCUACCGCUGCUAUAGUGAGAGUUGGACUACGUGCUCGUUCUUCAGGGCUAAGCUCCUGCGGAGACGUCACAAGUACAGGGGUCUUGUAGUGGAACUAUCCGGUAGGAAUGGGGCAGCUAAGGAAUAUGUGGUGUUUUACAAGCAAUUGGGCGCAGAUGCGCAGCUUCGGGUGUGUUGCAGUAAUCUUGAUUUGUCAGUAAAACGACGACUGGACCGCAAGCUUGUUGUUACGUUUGCAACAGCUGCUGCGACUGCUACUACUACCGCCGGCAAUGCAGAUGCAGCAGAUGCAGCAGCAGCAGCAGCAGCCGUGACGGGGCCAACACCGACCUCCGAGCCUGCAUCUUCGCUGCCAGCGAUAACAAUUUCCGCUACUACUGCCACUGCCACUACUGCUACCACUACCACUACCACCCCAGACGCUGAAGAAUCCUCCACGCUGUCGCCGCAGCAGCCACAGGAGCCACAACAAACUUCAUCGUUGGUGCACAUCGACACUGUCAUACACCGCACACAGCUCAAACGUACACAAUCGUCCAUCAAACUGCAUAGCCUGUUACGCAAAAACGAUCACAAGCAACAAUUCGUCUCCCGCCUCUCACAAUGUAUCUUGGGAGGGCUGCGUCUGAGAAAUAUCCCUCACCCCCAGUACGAAAAGCUAUACAAGAUGACUUACGGCGCAAGCGAGUUUUCUUUUCGAAAUGAACUAGCAACACAGCAAGAAAUAACCUUUGAACAAAUCCAAAAUUGUGUAGAGAUAUUGCUAAAGCUCUUCACAAGGUCCUAG